AUGAAUGAUUCAAGCCAAAACGUGCCAAAAAUUCAAUUACCUGAUCCUAAGUUUGUACAAGACAUUAAAAUUGGGAAACCUUUGGAUUAUUCGUCCAAGAACCUAAGGACACUUGACAAACUUAUAAACGAAACGCCGCUGUCGGUCAGAGUCCACGGAGUUCCCGUUAGAGGCGUCAACAAGAGAUUCAUCUGUGGAGCCAUUUGGCUGAAUAAUAAUUAUUUGACGAGCUUAGAAGGCUUGAACAAAUCAGUCGAAGAGCUGCUCGAAGUGCCGGCAUAUUUGACUUGGAUUGACGUAUCUUAUAACGAAUUUAAAAAUAUUGGUCAGGAGUUUCUUCAUUUUCAAAAUUUGAGGAUACUGUACAUGCAUGGAAAUCAAAUAAAUGACAUUAUGGACGUUAUAAAACUAAAAUCACUCUUAAAAUUACGAACAUUAACUCUACACGGAAAUCCCAUAUCACGGCUAGUCAAUUAUCGUUCUCUAGUAUUGUUCUAUCUUCCGCAGAUUAAAAGUUUAGACUUUUCGUUAAUCACUCGUCAAGAGAGAAGUAUUGCUUCUCCGAUAGCCUGUAGCACAAUAAACAAAAUAAUUUAA
Myzus persicae (green peach aphid) is the source of this 597-nucleotide messenger RNA. RefSeq names its product leucine-rich repeat-containing protein 51-like. Gene Ontology annotation, molecular function: protein binding. The transcript has 3 exons. Lineage: Eukaryota; Metazoa; Arthropoda; Insecta; Hemiptera; Aphididae. Bases 1 to 597 code for a protein of 198 amino acids. The record is from RefSeq and is a predicted model, not a curated record.